Messenger RNA from Kogia breviceps (pygmy sperm whale), 1429 nucleotides. RefSeq names its product KxDL motif containing 1 (gene KXD1). Gene Ontology annotation, cellular component: BORC complex. Gene Ontology annotation, biological process: lysosome localization. The record is from RefSeq and is a predicted model, not a curated record. Lineage: Eukaryota; Metazoa; Chordata; Mammalia; Artiodactyla; Physeteridae.
CGCGCGCUCGCACGCAUGGUGCGUGGUGACGUCGCGGCGGCGCGGGCGCCAUCCCGGAAGCGCGAGCAAGGCCGCCAGAUGUGCAGGUGCUGCUGCCACCGACGCCGGGGCCGAGUUCGGGGCAGCGGAGGAGGAAGAAGAGAUGGACCCCCCGGACUCGGCCUCGAGGGUCUUCUGUAGCCGCAUCCUGAGCAUGGUGAAUGCAGACGAUGUCAACGCCAUCAUCCUCGCCCAGAAGAACAUGCUGGACCGCUUUGAGAAGACAAACGAGAUGCUGCUCAACUUCAACAACCUGUCAAGUGCCCGCCUGCAGCAGAUGAGCGAGCGCUUUCUGCACCACACAAGGACCCUGGUGGAGAUGAAGCGGGACCUGGACAGCAUCUUCCGCAGGAUCAGGACACUGAAAGGGAAGCUGGCCAGGCAGCACCCGGAGGCCUUCAGCCACAUCCCAGAGGCGUCCCUCCUGGAAGACGAGGAUGAAGACCCCAUCCCGCCUAGCACCACAACAACCAUUGCCACCUCGGAACAGAGCACAGGCUCAUGUGACACCAGCCCCGACACAGUCUCGCCCUCCCUCAGCCCCGGCUUCGAGGACCUGUCCCACGUCCGGCCCAGCUCCCCUGCCAUCAAUGGCCGCAGCCAUACAGAUGACGAGGAGAUGCUGAGCGAGUAGCUCUACUCCCAGGAGCUCGGAGGGGUCUCAGGGCAGCUGCGGUGCCACUGCCCAGAUGUCUGAGGUGGCAAUGGGUAACCCUGCCUUGAGACAGUCAGCUUUGCCACCCUACUCUGUCAUUUGGGGCUCACUGGGGGACAAGGCUCCCUCCCUGGGGUAUGGAAUUCCUGGGGAUCUAUCAUUCCCCCGCCUUCCUCACUGAGAACAUCUCUCUUCUGUAGACCCCUCUGCCAGGCCAGGGGAUGACCAGUCCAGCUGGAGUCGGGUUGGGCACAAGGGAGCUUUUCCAGAGCCAGGCCUGAGGUCUGCUCUGAGCAACACCUUAAGGUUCCCAGAGACCAGAGCCAGAUGUCCUCUGCUCCAGCACCCUGGUCAGGACCUCCUCAAGGUGGCCAAGCACUGUCAUGUCUGAGUUCACCCCAGCCCACCCCCGUGCCUACUAAUUCUGGUCUCCUUGCCCCUUCCUCCAAUGACAGUAUUGAAUACUUUCUCCAAUCAUUAUCUCAAGGAGGUUUCUGAGACAGCUGUAGAAGCCUCAAGGCAGAGAUUAGCCAUCCACUCAGCACGGAGCCUGGUUAGGCCAUUUCUCGGACCAGAGGUGCGGACCCUGAGAGCCCAGCAGGCUUCUCCUGGGGCCUCCAUGGAGCAAGCCGAGCCACCUUGGAGAACAGAGUUAAGCAGAAUAUUUUUGUACCCGAUGUUUACAGAUGUUGUUGGGAAGUUAUCAAUAAAUAGACUCUGUUACUAAAAAGGGAA